This is a messenger RNA of Zingiber officinale, 1090 nucleotides long. RefSeq names its product cationic peroxidase 1-like. The record is from RefSeq and is a predicted model, not a curated record. Gene Ontology annotation, molecular function: peroxidase activity; heme binding. Lineage: Eukaryota; Viridiplantae; Streptophyta; Magnoliopsida; Zingiberales; Zingiberaceae. The coding region runs from base 54 to 998 and encodes 314 amino acids. The transcript has 4 exons. Gene Ontology annotation, biological process: hydrogen peroxide catabolic process; response to oxidative stress.
ACCAAUGCACACACGUCCUUAAAUUGUGAGCUCCAAGCAUUAUCAAUUAAUUAAUGGCGGCUUCUUCUCCUCGUAUUGUGGCAUUCUUCUUCUUGGUUUCCAUCGGCUCGGCCCAGCUGUCGUCGACUUUCUAUGACACCUCGUGCCCGGCCGCCCUGCCCACCAUCCGAUCCGCCGUGAUGACUGCCGUCGUGAAGGAGCACCGCGUCGGAGCCUCCCUGCUCCGACUCCAUUUCCAUGACUGCUUCGUCAAUGGUUGUGAUGGAUCCGUGCUGUUGGAUGACACGAGCAGCUUCACCGGAGAGAAGACUGCAGUCCCCAACAACAACUCCCUGCGAGGCUUCGACGUCGUCGACACUAUCAAGUCGCAGCUCGAGGCCACCUGCAAGCAAGUCGUCUCCUGCUCUGAUAUUCUUGCUGUGGCUGCUCGCGAUGCAGUCGUCGCCCUUGGCGGUCCUACGUGGGCUGUUCAACUAGGAAGAAGGGAUGCAACCACGGCGAGCUUUGAUGCUGCUAAUACCGAUCUUCCAUCCCCCAAAUCAAACCUCAGUGAUCUCGUCUCAGCUUUCUCCAACAAGGGUCUCAGCUCCAGCGACAUGGUAGCCCUCUCAGGGGCGCACACGAUAGGGCAGGCGAGAUGCAUCUCAUUCCGGGACAGGGUAUACAACGAGAGUGACAUCGCCGCCACCUUGGCGUCGUCGGCGCAGUCCAAGUGCCCGAGCUCCGGCGGCGAUGACAACAUCGUCCCGCUCGACUCCACCACCCCGUACUACUUCGACAACUACUACUUCCGAAAUCUGGUCGGGAAGAAAGGGCUGCUGCAUUCGGACCAACAGCUUUACGGCGGAGGCUCCACCGACUCCCUCGUCGCCACCUACUCGACCAACAUGGCGAGGUUCCGCAGCGACUUCGCCACCGCCAUGGUUAACAUGGGAAGCAUAAGUCCGCUCACCGGUACCGACGGCGAGAUCAGGCUCAACUGCAGGAAAAUCAACUAAUUAAUUAAGGCGGAUGUUGGGCUAGAGAGUUGCUACAUGUGUGCAAAAGAUGCAUGCAAAAAGUAGCAGAGAACAAUGUCACAGUACCUUAA